GCUGUAUUCAGUGAGUAGACUACAACCUCUCAGUUCUACUGAUCGUGUGCAAAAUCAACAGCCCUAGAAGGUGCAGUGUCGGGGUGAGGACAGGAAACGGAAAUCCCCCUCAGAGGCCGUUUAAGUCUUCUUGGCGCGCGACGCUAAAUGCAGUGCACGAGGUUUUAUGGCGUGAUAGUCGCUCAGGAUUUCUUGGGGUCCCUGUGGAGCCAUUGAGGCUUACCCCUUACUGGAGGCUGCAGGACCCUCUACACACAGACAGCUGUCCAGCAUGGAAGGUGGCCUGAGGCCCAGGGUGAACAUGCCAGCUAAUGAGACAUCACCCCAGGGAUUCCCUGCCCCGAUUCCGGGAGAACCUGGCAGAUCUUUUGAGGGGUCCGUGUCAUUCGAGGAUGUGGCUGUGGAUUUCACCCGACAGGAGUGGCACAGACUGGACCCUGCUCAGAGGACCAUGCACAAGGAUGUGAUGCUGGAGACCUACAGCAACCUGGCAUCUGUGGGCCUCUGCGUGGCCAAACCAGAGAUGAUCUUCAAGUUGGAGCGAGGAGAAGAGCUGUGGAUAUUAGAGGAGGAAUCCUCAGGCCAUGGUUACUCAGGAUCUCUCUCACUGCUGUGUGGCAAUGGUUCUGUUGAGGAUAAUGCCCUCAGGCAUGAUAAUGACCUUCUUCACCAUCAGAAGAUUCAAACAUUGGAUCAAAAUGUUGAAUAUAAUGGAUGCGGGAAAGGCUUCCAUGAGAAAACAGGCUUUGUUAGACAUAAAAGAACACCCACAGGAGAUAAAAACUUUGAAUGUCAUGAAUGUGGGAAAGCUUAUUGCAGGAAAUCAAACCUUGUUGAACAUCUGAGAAUACACACAGGAGAGAGACCCUAUGAAUGUGGUGAAUGUGCAAAAACCUUCAGUGCAAGAUCAUACCUCAUUGCUCAUCAGAAAACUCACACAGGGGAGAGACCCUUUGAAUGUAAUGAAUGUGGAAAAUCUUUUGGCAGGAAGUCACAACUCAUCCUACAUACAAGAACACACACUGGAGAGAGACCCUAUGAAUGUACUGAAUGUGGGAAAACCUUUUCUGAGAAGGCAACCCUCACAAUUCAUCAGAGAACUCACACAGGGGAGAAACCCUAUGAAUGUAGUGAAUGUGGGAAAACAUUUCGUGUAAAGAUAUCCCUUACCCAACACCACAGAACUCACACAGGGGAGAAACCUUAUGAAUGUGGGGAGUGUGGGAAAAACUUCCGUGCAAAGAAAUCCCUAAAUCAGCAUCAAAGAAUUCACACAGGUGAGAAACCCUAUGAGUGUGGUGAAUGUGGGAAAUUCUUCCGAAUGAAGAUGACUCUCAAUAAUCAUCAGAGAACUCACACAGGUGAAAAGCCCUACCAGUGUAACGAAUGUGGGAAAUCUUUCAGGGUACACUCAUCUCUUGGGAUCCAUCAGAGAAUUCACACAGGAGAGAAACCUUAUGAAUGUAACGAGUGUGGUAAUGCUUUCUAUGUGAAAGCACGCCUAAUUGAACAUCAGAGGAUGCAUUCAGGAGAGAAACCCUAUGAAUGUAGUGAAUGUGGGAAAAUCUUCAGUAUGAAGAAAUCCCUCUGUCAACACCGGAGAACUCACACAGGAGAGAAACCUUAUGAAUGUAGUGAAUGUGGAAAUGCCUUCUAUGUGAAAGUACGCCUCAUUGAGCAUCAGCGAAUUCACACAGGAGAGAGACCCUUUGAGUGUCAAGAAUGUGGGAAAGCUUUCUGCCGGAAAGCACAUCUCACAGAACAUCAGAGAACUCACAUAGGCCGGUCCUGGCGUUGUACAAUGAAGAAAGCCUCUGUGUGAAGAGUUCCCUCACUAUUGGAUCAAGCUCCUUGGGGCAUAUGAUCACUAGAGCACACAGUGAGCCUGUGAAAAUUUGGCACCUACAUUUGUAUCAAAAUAUGUCCUGAUCCCCUUAGGGGAUAGCUCAUUGCUUUUAUUCGGAUUUCCCUAAUUAGUGGUGUGUGAACAUCCUAUCUGUUGAUUGGCUAUUUGGGUUUUUUUUUCUGUGCAUUGACUGUGCAUGUC
This is a messenger RNA of Rhinopithecus roxellana (golden snub-nosed monkey), 2047 nucleotides long. RefSeq names its product zinc finger protein 157 (gene ZNF157). NCBI's taxonomy places the organism in Eukaryota, Metazoa, Chordata, Mammalia, Primates, Cercopithecidae. The record is from RefSeq and is a predicted model, not a curated record. The transcript has 5 exons. Gene Ontology annotation, molecular function: RNA polymerase II cis-regulatory region sequence-specific DNA binding; DNA-binding transcription factor activity. Gene Ontology annotation, biological process: regulation of transcription by RNA polymerase II. Bases 272 to 1822 code for a protein of 516 amino acids.